CGGGUGUCAAGCCGUGUUUAUCUGCUCGUGCAGAUGUAACUAAUGUGUGAGUCAGUGGAGAGGAAAGUGAGCGUCGGACACCAAAUGGACAACAUUAGGAUGUCCGCGGAAAGGUUGGAGAAAAGGAAGACGUUAGAAUUGAGGAAGAAGCAUAUUGGGCCAUCUUGUAAGAUUUUCUUCAGCCAUGACCCCAUCAAGAUUGUGCGAGCCAAAGGCCAGUACAUGUAUGAUGAAAAAGGACAACGCUACUUGGAUUGCAUCAACAAUGUGGCUCAUGUGGGCCACUGUCACCCAGAUGUUGUGAAGGCUGGAGCUCAGCAGAUGGAACAGCUCAACACAAACUCGCGGUUCCUGCACGACAACCUCGUACUGUAUGCCCAGAGGCUACAGGCUACGCUGCCUGACAAGCUGUCUGUGUGCUACUUUGUCAACUCUGGCUCUGAAGCCAAUGACCUGGCUCUCCGUCUGGCAAAGCAGUACACCGGCCACAAGGACGUCAUCACGCUGGAUAAUGCAUACCACGGCCAUGUCUCAUCCCUCAUUGACAUCAGUCCUUAUAAGUUCCACCAGCUGGCAGAUCCUGAGGAGAACCAAUCUGUCCAUGUGGCUCUGAGCCCAGAUGUGUACAGAGGCAAAUACAGAGCAGACCACCCGGACCCUGCCACAGCGUACGCAGAUGAAGUCAAAGACAUGAUAGAACAAGUCCAAGUGGAAGGAGGCAAGAUUGCUGCUUUUAUUGCUGAGUCAUUGCAGAGCUGUGGCGGGCAGGUCAUUCCCCCCGUGGGCUACUACCAAAAAGUUGUAGAACAUGUGCGAAAGGCAGGGGGCGUUUUCAUUGCUGACGAAGUCCAGGUGGGUUUCGGACGCGUCGGCAGCCACUUUUGGGCCUUCCAGCUUCAGGGAGAAGACUUCGUGCCUGACAUUGUCACCAUGGGAAAGCCUAUAGGCAACGGCCACCCCAUGUCCUGUGUGGUCACAACCAAAGAGGUGGCAGCGGCCUUCCUGCAAAUGGGAAUGGAGUAUUUCAAUACGUUUGGCGGUAACCCCGUGUCGUGUGCCAUCGGUCUGGCCGUGCUGGACGUGAUCGAGAAAGAGGAUCUGCAGGGGAACGCGUCGCGUGUGGGGCGAUACCUGAUCGAUCUGCUGGAAAAGCAAAAAGAGAAGCAUCCACUGAUUGGUGACAUCAGGGGGCGUGGCCUCUUUGUUGGGGUGGAGCUUGUGAAAGACAGGCUGAAGCUCACUCCUGCUACAGCAGAAGCCCAAGAAGUCAUCUAUAAGCUAAAGGAACAGCACAUACUUCUCAGCGCGGAUGGACCUCAUCGCAAUGUGCUGAAAUUCAAGCCCCCCAUGUGCUUCACUACAGAGGACGCUGACCUGGCAGUGGAGCAGAUCGACCACAUUCUCACAGAGCUUGAGGAGGCUGGAGGCUUGAAGUUGCACAACGCAUUGACUGCAGAGAAUGAAAACAAAAGAAAGCCAACUGAUGAAAAUGGACACCAUCACAGUGGGUUAGCACACAACAAAGGGAGCAGUCAAGGAGUUCCUCAACAGACCAAACGCCUCAGGAAACAAUGCUGAUUACAACACUGAAUCUUUUACAGCUAAAAUACAGGUGAAAGACACUAUAAACACUGGAGGUUACAAAAAAAGAAAUCAACUCAGCAGGAAUGUUUUUAUAUCAGGGAAUAACAUACGGAAUAUGUAAAGCAUGGAAGGCAUGUCUUCUCAGAUUUUAUUUGUUUUUAAUUACAUAGGAAUGAAGUCAAUUUUUCAGCACGUCUAUAAUGGAUUGACUGUAAUCGUACUACUCUUACUUCUAACUGUGCGAGUUAGCAUGCUAUUCAAACCUGUCUAUUCUUUAUUUAGAUUGAGGUUAACAGUCAUUUGCAGGUAAUUUUCAGGGAAUCAUGUUUGUAAUACAUCACUCAUAGUUAUGAACCGGCAAUUAUAGCCACUUAUUAUCAAAAUAUUUUUUAUGAUUCGACAAAAACAGCAGCUCUAGCUGAAAAUGUGGAAUAUGUGUACAUAUUGUUGCAGAUUUUGUAGUGAUUUGAUCUGUUUGGAAUAAAAGAUUUUAUGGA
This is a messenger RNA of Labrus mixtus (cuckoo wrasse), 2081 nucleotides long. It is a transcript of the gene etnppl, whose product is annotated as ethanolamine-phosphate phospho-lyase. Bases 43 to 1578 code for a protein of 511 amino acids. Gene Ontology annotation, cellular component: mitochondrion. NCBI's taxonomy places the organism in Eukaryota, Metazoa, Chordata, Actinopteri, Labriformes, Labridae. The record is from RefSeq and is a predicted model, not a curated record. The transcript is spliced from 13 exons. Gene Ontology annotation, molecular function: transaminase activity; ethanolamine-phosphate phospho-lyase activity; pyridoxal phosphate binding.